UGGACACAAUCUGAUCCAGCGAUGCAGUAGUUACUGAUCUUAAUAACAAAGCAUAAAAAAGAUUUUUUUAAAAAAAGAUAAAAUAAAAAGCUUAUAAAGAAGAGAUCACCAUUAGAGAUCUCUUCGAUUCCUCAGCACAAAGCUAAACAAACAACCCCACACACACACACAAAAAAAAAAAAAAAACAAUUGUUGGGUUUUUCUCUCUCUAGCAAGACUUUCUCUCUCUAAUUCUUGAUUAUUAUUUUCCGGUGUAUAAAUGGGUAGUAGUUUUUUUGGGAGACCAAAAAUGGGUGGAUCGUCGUCGUCGUCACCGACAUCUUCUUCUUCUCCGGCAAAGAGAGGGAAGAACAAGAAUGGUUCUGACAAGCCUAAGCAGCCUCAGAGAGGUCUCGGCGUCGCGCAGUUAGAGAAGAUUAGAUUACACGGCGAGUAUAACUGCAACAGCUUCAAUACUUACCCUUCUUAUCAUCCCUCAACUUUCAAUAAUCAGGAGGAUGUGAGGAUGCAAGGAGGAUAUCCAUCCAUACCAUCUUCAUCACCAUCCUUUUCAUACGCAUCAUCACCACCAUCAUCGGGUCCUUAUGGCUUUCACCCAAACAUGAUGAUGAAUGCAAAUAAUGAUCAAUACGAGAGAACAACAAUAAGAUACGGAGAUUCUCAGCCUCACAUAGCACCAAGUUGGAACCCGAGCUACGGCAUCUUGGAGAGCCAACAUUUUGUGGAACCAAACACAACAAGACACUUCUUACAUGAGGAUCAGAGAAAUAUAUCAUUGGGAUCGGGUAUUCAGAACUUCGAAACGAGUGAAGCAAACGAGCUAGAUUUGGAAUUGAGAUUGUAACUUUGACUAAUGUAUGAAAAAAUAUUAUUGGAAAAAGAGGCCAUGGAGUUGUUAUACAUUCAAAGCAAUUUAGAGAAAUAAUAUAUAGGUCAUUUGAUUUGAUAUUGGGUAUCAGAUUUUGAUAUCAAGAUGUUUUCUUUUAUAUAAAGAGUAAGUAUGUAAAUUAAUACAUAAUUUCAAAAAAAAUCUUAGAUCAUAAAUUAGAGAGGUAGGAUUACUCUGCAUGAGGGAAACGGCUUACUAGAUCGUAUCUUGUGGAUGUUCGUAUAAUACAAGAAUAAAAACUAUAUACGUAGAGGUUUCGAUUGGUAACUCGGGAGAUUUCAAA
Molecule: messenger RNA, 1172 nt
Organism: Arabidopsis lyrata subsp. lyrata
Lineage: Eukaryota; Viridiplantae; Streptophyta; Magnoliopsida; Brassicales; Brassicaceae
Product: protein SPEAR3
Exons: 5
Coding region: 260-844 (194 amino acids)
Molecular function (GO): DNA-binding transcription factor activity
Source: RefSeq, a predicted model, not a curated record